AUUAUAAUGAUGGAGAUAAACAAGCAACAUGCACAGAUUCAAAUGAAAAUAAUGAUACAAAUAGAGAUGGUAAUUGGGAUGAAGGAAGCGCAAAUUGUACAGCUAUCACGUGUCCUGUUUUAUUCACAAUAAUUUCAAAUUCGCAACAAUCAAACUGCACCAGCAUCAGUUUCAAUGAUACAUGCGAUAUUACUUGCUUGGAUGGAUAUUAUAACGAUGGAGAUAAACAAGCAACAUGCACAGAUUCAAAUAAAAAUAAUGAUACAAAUAGAGAUGGUAAUUGGCAUGAAGGAAGCGCAAAUUGUACAGCUAUCACGUGUCCUGUUUCAUUCACAAUAAUUUCAAAUUCGCAACAAUCAAACUGCACCAGCAUCAGUUUCAAUGAUACAUGCGAUAUUACUUGCUUGGAUGGAUAUUAUAACGAUGGAGAUAAACAAGCAACAUGCACAGAUUCAAAUGAAAAUAAUGAUACAAAUAGAGAUGGUAAUUGGGAUGAAGGAAGCGCAAAUUGUACAGCUAUCACGUGUCCUGUUUUAUUCACAAUAAUUUCAAAUUCGCAACAAUCAAACUGCACCAGCAAUAAUUUCAAUGAUACAUGCGAUAUUACUUGCUUGGAUGGAUAUUAUAAUGAUGGAGAUAAACAAGCAACGUGCACAGAUUCAAAUCAAAAUAAUGAUACAAAUAGAGAUGGUAAUUGGGAUAAAGGAAGCGCAAAUUGUACAGCUAUCACGUGUCCUGUUUCAUUCACAAUAAUUUCAAAUUCGCAACAAUCAAACUGCACCAGCAAUAGUUUCAAUGAUAAAUGCGAUAUUACUUGCUUGGAUGGAUAUUAUAAUGAUGGAGAUAAACAAGCAACAUGCACAGAUUCAAAUGAAAAUAAUGAUACAAAUAGAGAUGGUAAUUGGGAUGAAGGAAGCGCAAAUUGUACAGCUAUCACGUGUCCUGUUUCAUUCGCAAUAAUUUCAAAUUCGCAACAAUCAAACUGCACCAGCAUCAGUUUGAAUGAUAAAUGCGAUAUUACUUGCUUGGAUGGAUAUUAUAACAAUGGAGAUAAACACGCAACAUGCAUAGACACAAAUAAAAAUAAUGAUACAAAUAAAUAUGGUGAUUGGGAUAAAGGAAGCGCAAAUUGUACAGCUAUCACGUGUCAUGAUUCAUUCACAAUAAUUCCAAAUUCGCAACAAUCAAACUGCGCCAGCAAUAGUUUCAAUGAUAAAUGCGAUAUUACUUGCUGGGAAGGAUAUUAUAACGAUGGGGACAAACAAGCAACUUGCGUAGAUAUAAAUGAUGAUAAUGAUACAAACAGUGAUGGCGAAUGGUAUGAAGGAAGUGCAAAUUGUAAAGCUAUCACGUGUCAUGAUUCAUUCACAAUAAUUCCAAAUUCGCAACAAUCAAACUGCGCCAGCAAUAGUUUCAAUGAUAAAUGCGAUAUUACUUGCUGGGAAGGAUAUUAUAACGAUGGGGACAAACAAGCAACUUGCGUAGAUAUAAAUGAUGAUAAUGAUACAAACAGUGAUGGCGAAUGGUAUGAAGGAAGUGCAAAUUGUAAAGCAUAUAUGGUGUUGUCAACUAAUCAAACUACAUAUGUUGGCAUCAAGAACCAAAACAUUACAAUGUAUGUGCAAGUGAAGUCUCAGACAGAUGAUGUCAGCAUAGCAGUCAUUCUAGUAUCAUCGCCUCGAGGCGUUACCGAGUCAUUGGAUCAGCUUGAAUCAAAAGAAGGAAUCACCACUUAUGGGCUUACAAUCGAAAAUCUCACCACUGCUGACGCUGGGGAAUGGACAAUCCGAUCUCAGUCUUCUUCCGAUGAUGAGGAAUUGUAUCCCAAUAUUAAUCAAAACCUCACCCUUAACCUAAGAAUGGAAGUUAUUCCAGAAAAUUUGGUCCUCACACCAACUUCACCAUUCACAUAUAUACUGAAAUCGAGUAAUAACACGGUGGUUUGUGACGCUUUUGGAGUUCCCGAACCUGAUUUCGAGUGGACAGAUACAGAAGGAAGUUCUUUAACUCAUGGGAUAACAUCUGUCAAUGAAACUUUAUUUCUGAAAAACUCGUAUUUUUCCGACAAUGGCACCUACCGAUGUAAAGCUACUAAUGACGCAUCAGAGCGUAGUGGUGAUACUCCAACUAAAGAUAUCGAAAUAAGAAUUGAAGGAUCUCCUAUAAUAACCGGUGAAAAUCAAAACUUUGAUCCUAUUGAUAAUAUCACAUUAACAUGUUACAUGGAUGCAAAUCCGAUUCCAAGUGAUAUAUACUGGACGACGAAUAGCAGCAAGGAUUAUGCUGCUGGUGUAUUCUCUACUGCAUCGGAAACUGUGAACGAUAAUAGCGGAAAAUAUUACAAAUACGAAACAAGUUUAGCAUUAACUUCUCAGCUAUGCAUGGGGCAACAGCAAGUUGCAUGUCAAGCAAAUAACACAAUUGGUGGAAGUGAUGGAACACAGAUUUUUACCAUAAACAUAGGAAAUUACGAUUUGCACGGAGAAUAUUACUAUAUAUUUUUCGAUGAUCCUCUGGCAUAUGACAAAUCAGAAAAAAAAUGCCAAUCUUUGGAUGGGCAUCUAGUUUACGUCACCACUGAGGAUAUUCAGGAAUAUUUAAACACUAAGGCAGAUUACGACUACUACAUUGGUCUUAUGGAAGACGGUGGCGAGUGGAGAUGGGGAUCUGACGGCCCAUACUUGAAUGAAACCUACAGCAAUUUCACCGAUGGGGAUGAUCCAUCUGAAGGUGACUGUGUUAUUUCGACUACGGACGGAUGGAAUACAACCGCAUGCAACAAAGAUUACAAAUACAUAUGCCAGCUAAAAGCUUCAGGAAUUCCGAAAGAAGUUGCAGUAUCAAGGAACGAUUGUGACGGAAAGUACUUAGAUGUUAACUGGCAACCAUAUGACGAUGACUUCGCAACAACUCUUCAUCGGAUCGAAAUCACUAAUGUUAAUGGCACAUCGAUCGAUCCCAUAAUCUUCAACUGCAUUAGUCCGUGUGAUUACAAUUACAAGAAUUCAAGUUUAACUCCAGAUACGCAAUAUUUAAUUGAGAUAUAUGCAGGUGUUGAUAGAUGUAAAAUGUUUCUACCGUCUGCAUCUGUUUUACAAACAACAGGCAAAGGAACACCGAAACAAGUUUCUGACGCCAGCAUGGCACAAAAUUCACAAGAAAAUGUUUGCACUAUUACAUGGUCGUAUAACGAAACUUUGGCAUGGCAGAUUGACAAUUAUACCGUAACCAUUAAUACGCAACUCAAUGUUGAUACCGGGGAGAACGUUGAAAUCACCCCGAUGGUCAAAACCACAGAAGCCACGAACUUUGUUUUUGAAAUGGAACCAAACUCUAAGUACACUUCAAACAUAUUUGCCGUAUCGUGUGCUGGAAAAGGGGAAGCAUUUGAAGCAGAUCUGGAUUGUACUACUCCUGUUUCUGCUCCUGAAACCGUACCUAAAGCAACAUCACCGCAAAAACCAGAUUCUGAGUUUGACCCAGCAAGUGGAAUUGAAGUUACUGUCGCCGCAGUUGAUCAAAGAUAUGGUCCAGUAAGCUGUGUUUUUGUCGUUGUGACGGUUGAUGGUUCCAAACAAAACAGUGAAGACAAAAAAAUCGAUAGUAGUACAGCUUUCGAAGAAGCUAAUGAGGGAAAAAAUGGACAAUAUUUUGCCUACGUUACAUCGAAUGCGUCCGAAACUUUCACCAUCACUCUCGGCAAGGGGCGUGGUACUACCUCUUGCAAUCCGAUAAAUAAUGUUGCAAGAAAGAGAAGGGCGACUUAUAAGGAUGUGGCUGAGGUUGAAGCAACUAAUAAAAAUUUGGAUUAUAAAAAAUAUUAUCGUUAUUACGUGUUAACAACAACACCAUCUUCCGAAUCAGAGUUUCUGACACAAAUAAGUGAAUUGUCUCCGUCAUAUGUGACAAAGCCCUACCUUCUUUGGAUUAUUGGAGUGGUGAUACCUAUUCUCGUGAUCAUUGCUGCUGUUUUGGGUUUCUUGUAUUACAGGCGUCGUAAACAAAAUGAGAAAAAGAAUUCUGAAUUUGGUGUGCCGUUAUCUGAACUUUCCCCCAGAGAUGAGGAUUAUCCUGUUUACGAAAACGUAGAAGCACAAAUAGACGUCCAACCUCAUCCAAUCAAAGCAAGCGAUCUUGAAAAUGACUAUCAUUAUAAGCAUGCAGAUGACAAUAGACUUUUCCGAGAAGAAUACAAGACUAUAAAAGAACAGGCAAAAAAAUUGGAAAUGAGAUUUGCUCAUGCAAAAAGAAAAGAAAAAAAGAAUCAAUCGAUAUCCGAAAACGCGGUAGUCCAUCUCAAACAAACUGGAAACGGACCAACUUCAGAGUACAUAAAUGCAUCAUACAUCGACGGAUAUAAAAAACUUAAAAAAUUCAUCGCCACUCAAGGACCUAAACCAAACACCAUUAACGAUUUCUGGCGCAUGAUAUGGGAACAUAGAAUCGAGGCAAUUGUAAUGGUAACUAAUGUGGACGAAAAUGGAAGGAGAAAAUGUGAAAAGUACUGGCCUGAAGAAAUGGAAAAAGGCUCUUACGGAGAGUUCGACAUUGCAUGUACUGGCGACACAUCUGUAGGACAAAUAACUAGAAGAAAAUUCAAGAUUAUCAGUAGUUCACACCCUAAUCGAACGCAGGUAGUGGUACAAUACCAUUAUACAACCUGGCCUGAUCACGGAGUACCGCAAACUACAUCGGCUUUAUUCAAUCUAAGAAGAAUCGUUCGAACUGAAUUUGGUGAAUCCAAUUAUCCUAUAGUGGUGCACUGCAGCGCUGGAGUUGGAAGAACAGGUACGUUCAUCGCUCUCGAUAACUUGAUGGAAGAACUCGAAAGUACCGGUACUGUUGAUGUAUAUUCACAAGUUUGGAGAAUGAGACAACGAAGAACAGAAAUGGUUCAAACUGCUGAUCAGUAUGUCCUCGUUCAUAAAAUGUUGUUGGAAAACUAUCUACUGAAAGACACCGAUAUGGAUGUGUCGCAAGCUGAAGAAAAAUUAACUAUAAUCAGAUCGCCACAGAAUAAUGUACUUGAAAAUGAAUUCCGCCUGAUAUCCAGAGUGCCUCCUCUUGAUACGGAUAAAGAUGUCGGCCAUGGUCACUCAAAAGUGAAUCGAGAAAACAAUGUGAUUCCCUAUGAUCACAACAUUGCACCGAUACGAAUGCGACCUGAUGAAAAUUCCACUCCAUAUUUCAAUGCAACCAAGUUGCAGGGUUACGAACAAGAUGAAUGGUAUAUAUUGGCACAAGAUCCUCUACCCGGUAGAGAAGAAAUUUUUUGGAGAAUGGUACUUGAUAAUGAUGUUAAAUGCAUUGUGAUGAUACGUCAUGGUGACAGAUCUCAGAAACCAUGUGCUAAGUAUUGGCCCGAAAUUGUCGAACAUCAUGGAAGCAUUAUGUUGUCACCACAAGAAACAUUUGAAGAAAAGAAUUUGCUAACCAGAACCAUAUUUGUCAGGGAAACUAUUCUUCAGACAACGCGUUCAUCCUCGAUCACCCAGUUCGACUUUACCGGUUGGCCGCAAGGACCAUCACAAGAUGUCAAUACUAUUCUGGAUUUAAUAACGCGAUUACAGAGGCAAAAGCAGCAUAUGGAUGGUAGUUCAGGGCCGGUCUUGGUUCACUGCAGUGAUGGAUCCCAACGUACAGGCACAUUCUGCGCAAUAAUCUCGUUGUUGCAACGACUGAAGACGGAAAGUAGAGUAGAUGUCUUGCGCUCAGUAAAAGAUUUAAGAGACAUGAGGGCCUAUUUGGUUGGAGAUUUGACCGAAUAUCGUCUUUGUUACGACGCAGUUGAAGCAUACCUACGAUCAUUUGAUCUAUAUUCCAACUUCCGUUGAUUCUGAAACCAUGUUCAUCUUUGUCAUCAUUUCAUCAAUGCAUUUAACAUACUUUUUGUUUUCCUUAUGCUGCAUUUUGUUUUAUAUAUUUUGAUCAUCAUUUAGCUUUCUGGAAACAGUCAAUUCGUAAGUUUAAUUAUUUUAAUUUUGGCACAAAAAUCCAAUUACGUAUGAUUUUGAAAAAAAAAAAUUAAUGCCGAUCUACUGUUGCAAGCCAUAGUAGUUUGUAUUUCAUAUCCUUGUCAUCUCUAACUGUCUAUGGUUAAUUUGAAUAUGCUUGUAUUUAUGUGAUUAGUUGAAUAAACAAUACACCAAACAAAGGUAUCAAAUAAUAUCAUGCUUUGUCUUGUCAUAUGUAUUUCAGCUUUGCAAGUGUUUUUUUCUUUUCCCCUCACGUUUUCUCUGAUUCAUUUGCUUGCUCCUGGCACUGAUAUGAUCCAUUAAAUGAGAAUAAAACAGCUGAUUCGACAAUGUAAUAAGAAAUGAAUGUUAUAGCGGAUAUAAAAACGAUAAAAAUUUAACAAGUUUUGUUGAGCGCCACACAUUCUUCGUCGAAUUUACAUAUCCACAUCGUUUGCAUAGGUUUCUCUUUCUGACAAAUGGCGUCUCCGGACAUCAUCUCUUUUGCUGAUCUGGCUCAUCUACAAUAAAAAAUCUUCGAGCAACAAAAAAAAUAUAAUAUUACUUGAUCAUCAUUUUACUGAGUGCGAAUUAUAACAAAAUAUCUCCAUUAACGUGGAUAAGCAAAUGGAUGUAUGGUGAUAACAUAUAGCUAACCUACAUGUUCUGUAAUAUAUGCUUAGUCAGCUGCAAUUAUCCCAAAUGUUUUCAAGUCAAUUUUCGUACAUUUUUGUUGUGUGCCUCAUUAUAUUUUACUUAUCUAAUUCUUUUUUAUUGUGUAGAAAAUUUACAUAUUUGUGCAAUUUUUCAUGCAAUUUUGUGAAUCUUCAAUAUGC
Molecule: messenger RNA, 6790 nt
Organism: Styela clava
Lineage: Eukaryota; Metazoa; Chordata; Ascidiacea; Stolidobranchia; Styelidae
Source: RefSeq, a predicted model, not a curated record